AUGGACGCCUGGAUCGGCCCCAACUUAUGGAAGGAUGUCCUCCGCGUACACGCAAUGAAACCAUUCCACGUCAUGAUUGGUGGUGGAGAUCAGAUCUAUAACGAUGGUAUUCGUGUUGACGGUCCCUUGAAGGAAUGGACUUCCAUCGCCAACCCGCACAAGAGGCGCACUCAUUCUUUCGAUAACAAUCUGCGCGCGGCGUGCGACGACUACUACUUUGCGAAUUACGUACGAUGGUACUCUACGGAACCAUUCAAGGAGGCCAAUGGCCGGAUUCCUCAGAUCAAUAUCUGGGACGACCACGAUAUCAUCGACGGAUUUGGCUCCUACACUGACCAUUUCAUGAAGUGUUCUGUUUUCCGCGGUAUUGGCGGUGUCGCUUUCAAGUACUACUGCUUGUUUCAGCAUCAUAUUGCGCCCCCGAAGUCUACCUACACUACCGAUGCGCCGCAAACCAUGCAGGCUGUCAAUGGUACCGCAGGCGCCGACCCUCGGCAGUUGGAGGAUACCUUCGUUCUGGAGGACCAAACAGAGGACAACAGCUGGAUUGUUGGCAAGCGCCCCGGCCCGUAUGUUGAGGAAAAGAGUCGAAAUUUGUACAUGCGUCUUGGCAAACGCAUGGCAUUUAUUGGUGUCGAUGCGCGCACGGAGCGUACCCGCCAUCAGGUCAACUAUCCUGACACCUAUGACCUCAUUUUCUCCCGGCUGGAACAAGAGGUUGCUGCUGCAAAUGGCGAUAUUAAGCACCUCAUCGUGCUUCUUGGUGUCCCUAUCGCCUACCCACGACUCGCGUGGCUCGAGAACAUUCUCAGCUCGCCAAUCAUUGCUCCCAUUCGUUUGCUGAACAAGCGCUUCGGACUUGCCGGUGGCUUUUUUAAUCAGUUUGAUGGUCAGGUCGAUUUGCUGGAUGAUCUUGAUGACCAUUACACGGCGCGUCAGCACAAGCGGGAGCGCAGAAUUUUCAUCCAGCGCCUACAGGACUUUUCCAAGGCUCACUCCAUCCGUGUUACGAUUUUAGGUGGUGAUGUGCACUUAGCGGCUAUUGGACGAUUUUAUUCGAAUCCCAAGCUGGGCGUUCACAGCGAGAACGACCCUCGGUACAUGGUCAACAUCGUUAGCAGCGCCAUUACUAACAAGCCGCCUCCGAAAGCAGUUGCGAAUCUGCUCGCGCGACGAAACAAGAUUCAUCACCUAGACACAGAUACUGAUGAGACGCUGAUGGACUUUUUCGACGGUCAGCCUGGCGGAGUAGACAAGAGCGCCUCCUGGAACAAAGUCACUAUGCCAUCUCGCAACUACGCCUGCAUUACCGAAAUUGAAACACCCGCUGCUAACGGUGAUGGGGCGCAGCAAAAUGGUGUGACUCUCCCAAUCCCCAAGGACGGCCAUUCCCCUCUGCAUACGGGCGAGUCAACGGCUGGCUCCGCUCACUCAGCAGCGGACGGUGUCAGCAGCGCGAGCACUCUCCAUGGUGGCUUGAACGUCGCAAUUCGCGUGGAGAUUAACCCCCAGAACAGAGACGGCGCAGCUCAUGGUUAUGGGUUUAGCAUUCCCGCCUUAUCAUAUGUCCAAACAGAAGACGACGCUCGACCACGACCGCAAUCACGCUCCCGCUCGCUCCAUGCGGCAGCGGCAUCUAUCCGCUCGCAUUCCAACCAGCGUGAAGCCCGUCCCAGGACCUCGACCUAG
Molecule: messenger RNA, 1689 nt
Organism: Aspergillus nidulans FGSC A4
Lineage: Eukaryota; Fungi; Ascomycota; Eurotiomycetes; Eurotiales; Aspergillaceae
Exons: 2
Coding region: 1-1689 (562 amino acids)
Source: RefSeq, a predicted model, not a curated record